AUGACAGAUGUCAAAAAGACAAUCAGUAAAAAAACAUUUCUUUUAAAAAACAAUAAGAAAUUUAUUGUAUAUUUUUUUAAUUUAAUUGGGUAUAAAAAUUUGCUUUUUACCCCAUGUAUGUUAUUUAUAGUUUUAUCUGCAAUGCUUAGAGGUGUAAUUAAUCUUACUAUUGAAAUAUCUGGGGAGUUUUACACAAAUGAUUUUAAGGUUGAUCAAUAUAAAAUGGCUAUAAACCUUGAUGAAGGAAUGAAUAAUCAGGAAUUUCAAAGAUUAAUUAAAAAGGUUGCAAUAUCAUACCAAAGAUUUGCAAAGUUACGUCCUCUGCCAGAGUCUUUUUCAGGCAAGUAUUUGAAUAGUUCAUGUAACGAAACAACAUACUCUUUGAAUCCUAUUAUUGUAGUAACUGUAAACAAUAAACUAAUUAGUGCAAGAAGAUUAAAAAUACUAAAAAUUAUGUUUAUGAUAACGCGAUUACAGCUUCAAAAUUGGGCCAUUAUUGAUAUUUUUGACGAAAAGAUCGAAAAAUAUCUUAAAAAGAGAUUUAAUGUAAAACCAAAAUAUCCGAUGUGUAAAGAUGUUACUAGAAAAAGAUUACUUAAACUUAAGGAUGCCUGUGUAGUAUUAAAAAGAUAUAAAAAACAAUCAGUUCUUCAUUUAGCUAAACAUUUUAUGAUGUAUUACACUAGUGAAAAUUUAUCUUUGCAUUUUACGGACAUGUACAAUUUUUUGUUGGCUGAUGAUGAAAUGAUAUUUGAAUGUGAUGAAAAAAUUAUUUCUGUCAUCUGCCUAGUUAAACUACAUAUUCUAGUCGAUUUCGUAUUUUCAUACGACGAAUUAAUGUUUUUAAAACAUUUAUAUUAA
This is a messenger RNA of Vairimorpha ceranae, 861 nucleotides long. RefSeq lists its product as hypothetical. The coding region runs from base 1 to 861 and encodes 286 amino acids. Lineage: Eukaryota; Fungi; Microsporidia; Nosematidae. The transcript has a single exon. The record is from RefSeq and is a predicted model, not a curated record.